This is a messenger RNA of Armigeres subalbatus, 1460 nucleotides long. RefSeq names its product cilia- and flagella-associated protein 20 (gene Bug22). Gene Ontology annotation, cellular component: motile cilium; ciliary basal body. NCBI's taxonomy places the organism in Eukaryota, Metazoa, Arthropoda, Insecta, Diptera, Culicidae. Gene Ontology annotation, biological process: cilium assembly; regulation of cilium beat frequency involved in ciliary motility; positive regulation of cell motility. The transcript has 2 exons. The record is from RefSeq and is a predicted model, not a curated record. Bases 161 to 763 code for a protein of 200 amino acids.
AGUAGUUGGAAACGCGGUGUAAACAAAACAUUUCUGUUUCAUUUUUUCGGCCCGAACAGUUUGUUUCGUGAGAAAUUGUGCAAAAAAAGCUUUUCCCGGAAAAAUUAUUAAUUCCCUGGUGCAAAUUUUCAGUGAAAAGUUUAGUGUUGGUGGGAGAAGCAUGUUUAAAAAUACGUUCCAAUCGGGGUUCCUCUCGAUACUGUACAGCAUAGGGAGCAAACCGUUACAGAUAUGGGACAAAAAGGUUCGCAACGGGCACAUCAAGCGCAUCACCGACCAGGACAUCCAGUCGCUGGUGCUGGAAAUAAUCGGCACUAACGUGAGCACCACCUACAUUACAUGCCCGGCAGAUCCGAAGAAAACGCUCGGCAUUAAACUACCGUUCCUGGUGAUGAUCAUCAAGAAUUUGAAAAAGUAUUUCACAUUCGAAGUGCAGGUCCUGGACGAUAAAAACGUGAGGCGGCGCUUUCGGGCUAGCAAUUAUCAGUCGACUACGCGGGUAAAGCCAUUCAUCUGCACCAUGCCGAUGCGAUUGGACGAAGGAUGGAAUCAAAUCCAGUUCAAUUUGUCCGAUUUCACCCGCCGUGCCUACGGGACCAACUAUGUGGAAACUUUGCGGGUUCAGAUUCACGCCAACUGCAGGAUACGACGGGUGUACUUCUCAGAUCGCCUCUACUCUGAAGAUGAGUUACCCGCCGAGUUCAAACUAUUCCUACCCAUCCAAAAACCACAGUCCAAAGCAAUUGCCCAGCAAGCAUGUUAAUGUUUGGCGUUUUUAAAUUUAACAGCAAUGAGGCGAAGAGAUGACAAGACUUCUACCAAAAAGCGGCAAAAUGCAUCCUCACAUAUGCUAUCUGGAUUUUCUUUGCACCUUAUAAUAUAUUUCCUCCUAAUUGGCACGAGUUUUUCAUACAUGACUUUCACCUUUCACUUUAAUAUAUGAACUAUACGUGGAAAAAGUGUCCUUAUCAGAGCAGUAUCCAUUGCAUAACUUUCCAAAAACAAUAAAUCAGGUCAGGCAACAGUACAUACCACAUCGGCAGGUAUCGCAAGCAGAUCAGUAGUGCAAAGUGAGAGUAUGAAUAAGACAUCCAUAAUAAUUGAAUCUGCUAUUUUCCAGCAAUAACCGUUCUUACUCAUUUACCGACAAAACCGCAUGUUAUGCAUCAACACCUCUCUAGGCUUUGUGGGUGAACGGCCAAACAUGCAUAAUUAUUUUUUGUGUGCAAAAACUUCACAACACUGAGUUGCCACCGGUACAUACAAAACAAAUGUUCGAUCAUGCGAAUUGUGAAUGAAGUGUUCAAGCUAAGAUGUUGAUAUGCAUGGUUUGAGAUAUCAAUUCCACUGUUGGGGUUUGUCCAUGUCCAACAAUAAAUGCAGGUAAUUACAAAACAUUGAACCGCGUUUGAUAGACCGAUGUGACGACUUGCGAAAUAAAUAUUGUAAAUAAGCAUAAA